AUGUUAGACGCACAAGAACAACGCGACUACAACGAGGAGUAUGCAAAAGAGCUUGAGCGGGCAUUACCGAACACAGAACCUGUCGCAGAUCUCGAGCCGCUUGGGGGUCCUGACAUAGAUAAGCCAAUUCCCGCAGUGGAGGUCGCAAUGUUAGACGCACAAGAACAACGCAACUACAACGAGGAGUAUGCAAAAGAGCUUGAGCGACAAUUGAGUCCGUCGCAGGAAGGCGAGCGUGCCGAUCCCUCGCGUGAUGAAGCCCAUACACCUGUGUUCUCUCAAUCAAGCAUUGAUUCGGUAAUGGAGAGACCAUACGAAGAAGAGCACAGACCGUUAGCACGACCUCCGGCUCUGGAAGACAUCAUUGAAGAAUCCAGAUCAAGAUCUGCCUCGGUUCAUGGUAGUCCUGUCGAUCAGGAGGAUGACUAUUCACCUGUCAAAUCAACCAAGAAAGGCAAGAAAGGCAAGAAAAGCAAGAAAAGCAAAAAGCAGCAGCCGAUCAUUUGGGAAGACGAAACUGCAACGCCGCCACCGGAGCCGGAAAGCGAUCAAAGAGCAAAGCCCUCUAUCAGAUCCACAGAAGGUCCGGGCUCGCGGGACACUGACGCUGCUCGGCCCCUUGAAUUGGAAGAACCGAUAGACCAGCGGUCUCUCGAAGACAGGACAAUAGCUUCGCCUACCGGAUAUCUCGAUACCGCUGACAACAAUUACUUAAUUGAGAAUGAUGGGUCAGAUGACUACUUUAAUAUCCAGCCAAGCAGACCAGCAGAGGAAGAUGUGGGAAGGGAAGACACUCACGAGUUCCGUCGGGCUCUCUCGACUGGGCCACCGUGUUCUAGCAGAGAUCGAUCUCCAGCUCGAGAACCGCAAAUAGAUCAAGAUGGUCACCUGAGAGAUGACGCCGUCACAGCUUAUGAUCGAGAUGGAAAGCUUAGGUCUCUUGCUACGGACUUCCAUGACAAAUUAAGAACAGAGGUAGAGCCAGCUGAAGAACAAGUCAAAGACAAUUAUGAUCCUGCUCCCCUAAAAAGUACUAAGAAAGGCAAGAAAGCCUCGGCGAGGGAGCCAAGCCCUCAGACUCUAGGGCAGGAAAGUCUCAUGGACCAACCCCAAGACUUGGAAACCCCAACCAUGGACACUUUGAAUGAGAGAUCGACUUCUCAGCAGCAUUUCCUACAAUCUUCUUCACACGAGGACGAGCUAUCCUCGGUAGCUGAGGGGAGACCCAUCAGUCGUGGCAGGUCAGGAAGCAGGGAAUUGGUCGCCGCAGCAGUCGGUUUAGGCGUAGGUGCGUUAGCAGCGGGAAGCCUCUCCAAGAGAGACUCGAGGAAGGAAUGGAUACCUGGCGAGAAAGCAAAAGAGGCUCGCAGGGGGACAGACUUUGAGGCUGAAAUAGGCGAACCAGAAAACCCUCUCGACAGAGGAGGAAUGGAUGUCGAGGAACAAGAGCAUCGCCAGACAUCUGAGUCAGAACGCGCCACAAGAGCGUGGGAGCAUCACCAAGCUACGUCAUCUACAAAUUAUGAGGCGGCUGCAAGUCAUCCGUUUGUGGGAGAUCUUGGCCAGUCUUCAGAAACGCCUAAGUACCGAGACAGCGCCAUCUACAUCUCUGGUUCUCCAAUUAUCUCGGAAGAGAUACCUUACCACCGUGCCGUACGAGACAGUGGUUAUCCAGAUACUGAGGCAAGCCCGGUUGUUGGUGAUGAGCUCGAGAAUCCAGACGACCCAACGGAGUUGGAAAGCGGUGUUGCCGCUGGUGAAAUGGUCGAGCAUGUGCAGCAUCGGCAUAGCCGGGCUCAUGAGACUGACCAACGUCAAAGAUCAACGUCCAGUAAUCCAUCCGAGAAAUCUGUAGAGGCUAAUUCGGACCAUGAUGUCUCGGUAUCAAGGCCAAAAGAGAGACGGAAACGUUCGAGGCGGAGAUCAGGGACUGCCUACGACAGUGAUGACUCUGCGGACUCUGGCUUUGACAUCCAGCGCCGUCGCCGUCGGCAAGCCAUGGUAGCAGAGCCACGAGAACCUUCUCCAGUGAGCUCUACCACUAAGGACAGAUCGUCGGCACUUUUCGAUCCCUCGCCUUCGGCAAGGGAGGAGACAAUCGCCAAACCACAGGAUCAGGCUGUCUCGCCUCGUUAUAAUCCCGUCGGAGAAGAGCCUACUUGGUCAUUUGACCGCGAGGAAUCGCCACCACAGCGCUCAUCCGAGGCGUCGAGGGAAGGUAGAUCAGGCAACAUUCCUGCGCUUGCUCCCGAAUCAACAGACCACGACAUAUCUACAGGCAAUGAAGACACAGGAAUGUCAUUGUUUGGAGGCCCCCAAAGUUAUGAAGAUGACUUGCCAUCUCUUUCCAGAAGUCCACGUUCAAGCGAAAGCCGGGGUCGCCGAAGACUGAAUACCAUUUCGGAGGAUAGCGCAGACGGAUCACCGCUGCAUAAGAAAGACAAGCGCGCUGUGUCCGACGUUGGAUCUCCCGAAUCAGGUGUCAAAGGUCGAAGAAUGCGAUCACCAUCUGUCGAAGACGAUGUCGCUGGAGAAUAUGUAUCCACCCAUGACCCGAUUUCACGCCCACCUUGGCCCGCAGCUGACGAGGAGAAGCGUGCAGUAGACGAGCGCAGCAGAAGCCGCAACUCAGAUCAGUUGUCCACUUUGUCGAGUCACCAUAGCGCGCUGCCAGGUGUUACGCCGAGGCACAGGGAAGAUGAGUAUCGAACAGCGAGUGCAGCGAGCAUGCGAUCAGAGAGCAGCAUUCAUGCAAUCAUCCGGACACCGGAUCAAGUCCGAUCAGCCAGUGGACUGAGUUACCGUUCUUCUGGCACACCACCCUUGCGACGGGUCGACCGUAGCGCUAGCGGGGAUCUGCGGGGUGCCAGCAAAAAAAGCGAAGCUAAAUAUCGCGCCAAAAGCAGCGCCGAAUUGGAGGCUGAACUCGACAUUGGCAUUCCAUCUUCUUCAACCUACGACCCCGUCACUGAUAAAGGCAAAUCCCGUGCCGAUAUGGCUGAUGUCUAUGAGGGUUGGGGUGAUGUGCGCGGUCAAUCGCCAAUGUCUCCGACGCGUCCACCAAGCAUGCGCAAACGGCAAAGCAUGCAGCUCUUGGAUCUCGAGACCAGACUUGAUCAAAUAGUCUCGGAAAACCGACUACUGGCGAGUCAGAAGUUAACUGUGGAGAAAGCCUUGCAAGAGCAAGCACGUGAUCACAGCCAGGAACGGCAUGCCUACGAAGAAGGCAUGCAAGAGCAGAAGAUUUAUCUGACACGAAAAGAUUCCGAACUCAGCGAAUUAAAGCAGAUCAUCGAACAGCUACAUAACCAAGCAGCUCAUCUCACCGAAGUCAACGAGGGACUUGCCUCUUCCCGCGGUGUGGAUGAGGAGCACGAACAGAGGUAUAAUCAAUUACGCGCUGAGCACGCACACACCCACGAGCAAUGGCAACAAUCCACGAAGGAACUAGGGGACCUCAAAGAGCAGCAUACUCAACUAUCGACUGGUAUGGAGGACAUCGUUCGCCAUGAGGUGACUGUGGCCCUCGAAGAGAAAAAUCUUGAGUUGCGCCAAUUGCAAAGUGAACUUGAGAACGCCAAACAGCAAGUUCGAAAUUUGCAACAGCAACUAUUAGCGUCCAGGAAUAGUGAUGAUUUCGUCGAACGAGAUGAGGAUUACUUCGAUUCUCAGUGUCAAUCACUUUGCCAGCAUGUCCAGCAAUGGGUGCUGAGGUUCUCUAAAUUUUCGGACAUGAAAGCGUGCUACCUCGCCAGUGAAGUUCGGGACGAGAAAGUUGUCGAUCGCAUGGAAAAUGCAAUACUGGAUGGCUCCGACGUUGAUGACUACCUCUCCGAUCGAGUAAAGAGGCGCGAUGUCUUCAUGUCGGUGGUCAUGACAAUGGUAUGGGAGUUCAUCUUCACCCGCUACCUCUUUGGCAUGGACCGUGAGCAGCGUCAGAAGCUCAAGAAUCUUGAAAAGACGCUCCAGGAAGUUGGUCCUAUAAGUGCUGUGCACAAGUGGCGGGCAACGACUCUGACACUUUUAAUGAAGCGAGAAGCGUUUGAGAACCAGCGUGCCACAGAUACCGAAGCGGUUGUCCAUGAGAUCUACGACACCCUAGCUACUUUCCUUCCACCACCAUCUCAUCUUGUGGGCCAAAUACAGGAUUCACUCCGCAAAGUCAUAGAUACGGCAGCUGAUCUGUCAAUUGAGAUGCGUACCCAGCGUGCAGAGUACUCGAUGCUGCCUCCUCUGCAGCCCGAGUACGAUACCAACGGUGACCUAGCUCGAAAAGUGUACUUCAGCGCCCUUACCAUGAAUGAGCGCAGCGGUGCCACGUCCUCAAACGAGGCUCUGCAGGAGCAACACGCAGUCGUAAGAAUGGUUCUUUUCCCACUGGUGGUCAAGAACGAGGAUGAUGACGAGCAGAUUGUGGUCUGCCCGGCACAAGUACUGACUGCGGAGGGAUCAAAGGGGAAGAAGACGGUGAGGGUUAUGAGUGCGCAGGGAGGGAGGAGCGAGGCGAGUUUCGCGGGGAGCGACGUACGAAUGGAGGGAGGAAUGAUAUAG
Letharia columbiana is the source of this 4551-nucleotide messenger RNA. RefSeq lists its product as uncharacterized. Bases 1 to 4551 code for a protein of 1516 amino acids. The transcript has 2 exons. Lineage: Eukaryota; Fungi; Ascomycota; Lecanoromycetes; Lecanorales; Parmeliaceae. The record is from RefSeq and is a predicted model, not a curated record.